AUGCCACCCGAUGGCGAUGUACAUCUCGUGCAGUCGGCUGUGCCAAGCGAUGGGAUUCCACCUGGCUCCACUGAUACGACAACGAUUUCGACGAUUGCUGUGAAAGCUGGCAACCAUGCGACGAUUGUCGUCGCGUUGCUUCGAUCAAUGGGUUAUGUUGAACUGCGAAUCGAUGAAAUGCAUCCGGGUUUACUAGCGAUUGGAGCUGGAGUUGAAGAGACGAGAAAUCUGCUGGCAAUUCAUGACGAUGUGAUGAAUCGAUUGAGAGAAAAAGAAGAUCAAGUAGAAGUGUUGUUGUCUCGAGCGGACAAUCUCGCUCACGAGAAGGAGGAUCCAAACGAGCAAAUUGUCUACGAGGCGAUGGCAAGAUCGUUGAAUGCAGCGUGGCGCGAGUUGUUGAAGCAGCUUCAGUUGAGGGGUUAUUUACUCCAAGAUUGCUACAAAUUCUAUUCCUUAGCGAGUAAACAUCAACAAUUGAUCAGCUUCUUGUCCCAAGGUGGCAACGGCGAUGUUUUCAAUGACCUUCUGGACAUUACGGCUGAGGCGAUUGACCUCGGCGCGUCAAUCAUCGCACAGAUUCGAACACUCGGCUUGAUCAAUGAUAAUGAGCAUCGUCCAAAGGAGGUUCUCUUAGCAUGUGAAGUCAUCGAAAAGAUUAUGCUCAAGAUGGCUUUGGAUUGGGAGCGAGUCGAGGCGACAAAGGAACACUUACAGACACAGCAUAUUCAGCAACAACAAAAAGCUCAACACGAAAGUCAACUCGAGGAAAACGCUUUCACACAGAUCGAAGAUUGGGUGUCAAGAGCUGAGCGUCGCGUUGUUGCCGCAAACGAUUUCGGUCUCUCCGUAUUGCUCAACGAGGCGGCUGAACAACAACAUCGUCUUGAUUCUCUGAAUCAGAUCGAUUCAAAACGAGUGGAAACACUUCAUCAUCGGAUCUCUGAACUUGUCGAACGCAUUCACAAAAAGCUAAAUGCCGCGCAGAGGAUUCAUCAGUUUUAUGGAGCCGCCAAUUCGAUGUCUGCUCAGUUGGAAAUGAUGGAACAAGAUAUGCGAAAUGCGAACGCUGCAAUGGCUGGUGAAUUGGCUCCAUUAGCCCGUCAAAAAGCAUCAGUGGUCAUCGGUGAAGGGAGGAAUAUAUUGACCAGUGAAAAGCUCACCUACGAGGAGCAGCGAACGAUCCAAAUGAGAGUGAACGAGUUGGAGACGAAAUUAAAGAGAUUGGAGGAGUUGGCUGAGCAGAGAAUCCACGAGACACAGUUUAAGAGCAGUCAACUGGUGUCAACACUUUCUCAAUGGCUUCAACAAUCUGGCGAGCGUUUUAUGACGGAAAGCGGUGAUAUGGGAUCCACUCAGCAUGAUGGAUCGCGUUUUAUCGAUUCUCACAGAGAUUUUGCUCAAGAAAUUAUCAAUCAAGAGUCUUCUGUGCAAACAAUGUACCAACAAGCCUCUCAACUAAACGAAACCGAUCGACGAACGGUUCAAGAGUUUGAGAAACGCUACGAUACCCUGAAGCGACAAUUAGAAGAGCGCAUUCAUUUGGGGCAAACGUUUGAGCAGGUGCACAAAUUCUCUCAAGAUUUGCACUCAUCUUUCGCAGCGAUCAACUCUCUACUCGAUUCGACUCAAGGAGGAAUCAAUGAGAAUGUAGCCACUCAAAUGAACAAUGUUUUUCAUAUGAUUCAAGAGACACUUGGACAAGAAAGGCAACAGGGAGAGCGCUUUAUCUCACGCGCUCAGCAAGCCUCGACAACAGAUCGAUCGCUGAAAAUCGAUAAAGCGAUUGAAUCAGUGCGCAAUGUUUUAAUGGAACAUGAGCAAAAAUUCACUGAAAUCACUCAGAAAUGGACUACUUGGGAACAGCAGAAAACAAGCAACAAGAAAUUACAAAAUGUCAUCGAAGAGAUUCAAAUUUGGCAGGAAGAGGUGAUUGAAAUCAUUGGCCUCUUGGAGAACACACAUAUUGUUUCAACGAAAGAAAGCGAGGGAUUAAAGCGGCGAGUGAGAGAGAUUGAGGACACAAUCACACAACAAACGACAAGACUUGAAGAGGCCAAGCAGAGUACAAAGGACGAGCAACUCUUGCGUCGAAUCGACUCCGCUCAGCAACGCCAACAUUACAUCCACGAGAAGGUAGCCGCGCUGGAGAGAAAGGUGAACACAAUUCACGAGACAUUUUUGGAGGAAGAGAUUCGAGAGGUCAUCAAAGCACCUGAGAUCCUUGCUCCGCUUAAAGAAGCUGUGGUAAACGAGGGUUCACGUUUUGAGUUCGCUGCACGAAUCGAGGCCGAACCAGAGCCGGCCAUUUGCUGGUUGAAAGAUGGUGUUGAUGUGAAACAAAACGUCGACUAUCAUACAGAGUUUGUGAAUGGAGUCGCAACACUCACAAUCGAAGAAACUUUCGUUGAAGACUCGGCACUUUACACGAUUCGUGCAGCAAAUAAAGGUGGCACGGUGGAGAGUUCGGCAAGAUUGAAUGUCAUUUCUCGUUCACAAGCCGACCACUCACUCGCCGAAGGAAAACCGCAUUUCGUUCGGCAACUCCAGAAUUUGAGCGUGACUGAGGGUGAAGAAAUUCAUCUUGAAUGUGUCAUUGUUGGAAAGCCAGAACCGGAAGUGGUUUGGGUUAAAGAGGACACAAAUAUUCGAGAGGAUAAUCGAAUUCGUUUCGAUUUCCUUGGUGAUCGUUGUUCAUUGAUUAUCUCGAAUUCUCAACAAAACGAUUCCGGAUUGUACACGGUGAAAGCGAAGAAUUCUCUUGGAGAAGCAAGCAACUUCGCUCGUCUACAAGUCUCACCAAGAGCUAAGGUCGGUUUUUUUGUGGUUUUAAAGUUCAUU
This is a messenger RNA of Mesorhabditis belari, 2838 nucleotides long. Lineage: Eukaryota; Metazoa; Nematoda; Chromadorea; Rhabditida; Rhabditidae. The record is from the annotation of a GenBank genome assembly.